AUGUCCUCCUCCCUCAAACCGCUCGUCCUCCAUGCCCACUCCACAGGCCCAAACCCCUACAAAGUCGCUAUCGCCCUCGAGCUCCUCUCCCUCCCCUAUACCGUCAAGCUCUGGGACUUCGGCGACGCACCGAACGGCGUCAAAGGCGCGACCUUCACAAAGAUAAACCCCAACGGCCGCGUUCCUGCGCUCGAAGAUCCGAACACCAGCAUCACAUCCUGGGAGAGCGGCGCCUGUCUGAACUACCUUCUGCGCACGUACGACGCUGCUCCGAAGGGCAAUAAUGUAAUGGGACCGAAAGAUGAUGAGAAGAGUAGAGUGGAACACGACCAGUGGGUUUUCUUUUUGGUCAGUACGCUGGGUCCUAUGAUGGGCCAGGUGAAUUGGUUCAGGCAUUAUCAUCCCGAGAAGAUCGAGGGGGCACUACAAAGAUACGAAGAGCAAGCGUACCGGUGCUUUGGCGUACUCGAACAGCAGCUAGAGAGGAGUGGGGGGAAAUACAUUGUGGGGGGCGACAAGCCGAGCGUGGUCGAUGUUCACUUCUAUCCGUGGGUGUACCAGUAUAACUUUGCGGGUUUGAGUCUGGAGGAGUAUCCCGGGGUUAAGGCGUGGCUAGAUGGGAUCGCAGGCUUGAAUGAAGUGAAGAAGGCGUACGAGAAGAUUCCCAAUGGUGAGAAGGCUUGA
Molecule: messenger RNA, 684 nt
Organism: Didymosphaeria variabile
Lineage: Eukaryota; Fungi; Ascomycota; Dothideomycetes; Pleosporales; Didymosphaeriaceae
Exons: 1
Coding region: 1-684 (227 amino acids)
Source: RefSeq, a predicted model, not a curated record